Molecule: messenger RNA, 912 nt
Organism: Solanum stenotomum
Lineage: Eukaryota; Viridiplantae; Streptophyta; Magnoliopsida; Solanales; Solanaceae
Product: probable inactive receptor kinase At1g48480
Exons: 3
Coding region: 1-912 (303 amino acids)
Biological process (GO): protein phosphorylation
Molecular function (GO): ATP binding; protein kinase activity
Source: RefSeq, a predicted model, not a curated record
AUGGCACAAAACCAAACCACAUUUGUGAAUCAAAAGCUAGUGUUUUUGGGGAAUUCUAAAGAGAAAUAUGAUUUGGUGGACUUGUUGAGAUCAGAAGCAAUGUUAUUGGGAAAGGGAACAUUUGGAAGUAGCUACAAGGCAGAAUUGGAAAAUGGGAAAACUGUAUUUGUUAAGAGGUUAAAAGAUUGUUGUUUGGUUCAAGAGGAAUUCAAGAAAAAGAUUCAAGAAUUGGCAAAAUUGAGUAAUCAUCAUGAGAGUUUGCUUCCUCUAAGAGCUUAUUAUUAUUCAAAAGAUGAGAAGCUUCUUGUAUUUGAUCAUAUGCCUAUGAGUAGCUUGGCUUCCCUUUUGCAUAUAAAUGGAGAGACUAAGAGAUCCCAACUCACAUGGAAAGUGAGAACUCGAAUCGCUUAUGGAGUCGCUCGUGGCCUCGAAUUUCUCCAUGCUCAAGGUCCUAGCGUUUUUCAUGGUAACAUAAGGUCAUCCAAUGUUCUACUCACCAAUUCUUUUGAUGCUCGUCUCUCAGAUCAUGGAUUAUUUAGACUUUUCAUGUCAAACCCUACAUUAUCCCUCAACGGGGGUUAUCAGGCACCAGAAGUGGGAUAUGCCUACGACAUUUCUAAAAAAUCAGAUGUUUACAGCUUUGGUGUCCUGUUGUUGGAAAUACUGACUGGUAAUGCCCCGUUAGAUGCCAUUGACAAGAACAAAGGGAUUGAUUUGCCUAGUUGGGUUCGAAUAAUGUUUCAAGAAAAGCCUAUUAUUGAUGUUUUUGACAAGAAUAUGGUGCAAAAUUACCAAGAAUUUGGAGAUCAAAUAGUUCAAUUGUUAGAACUAGCAAUUUGUUGCACUUUCAAGAAUCCUACUAAAAGGCCCUCAAUAAUCGCAGUGGCUAAUCAAAUAAAAAGGACAUUAUGA